Molecule: messenger RNA, 207 nt
Organism: Sparassis crispa
Lineage: Eukaryota; Fungi; Basidiomycota; Agaricomycetes; Polyporales; Sparassidaceae
Exons: 2
Coding region: 1-207 (68 amino acids)
Molecular function (GO): protein binding
Source: RefSeq, a predicted model, not a curated record
AUGGAGUGGAUGGAACCCGUGUACACCGAGCACUGGCUGAACAGGGCCGCGGCGUACCUCAGGCUGUGCGCAUACAAGCACGCGGAGCAGGACGCAGACGAAGCCAUCAGGCGAGAGCGCUCCGCGAAGGCGUUGUACCGCCGCGGACGCGCGCGCCGGUCCCUUGGACGUCGCGCAUGCCGAUAUACGCGGAGCCUUGCAACUUGA